Molecule: messenger RNA, 7980 nt
Organism: Cetraspora pellucida
Lineage: Eukaryota; Fungi; Glomeromycota; Glomeromycetes; Diversisporales; Gigasporaceae
Source: the annotation of a GenBank genome assembly
AUGUCUAACACACCGAUUUAUGAAAGUUUUCACCCGGAUGAAAAGUAUACAACUCGAAUUAAGAAUAUUUUGACCGAAUACCCGGAUGGAUCUCAAAUCCUUAGAGAAAUUUUACAAAAUUCUGAUGAUGCAAAAAGUUCUGUUCAAAUUUUCAUCUUGAAUCAUAAAACCUAUUCUUCUGAAAAGUUGUGUGAUCCAAAGCUUGAAAGAUAUCAAGGCCCUGCACUUUUAUCUGCAAAUGAUUCUAUUUUUCAACCAGAAGACUUUAAAUCUUUGGUUAGCUUGGCGAACAGCAUGAAAAUAGACAAAUAUGAUAAAAUAGGAGUCAUGGGUAUCGGGUUCAAUUCGAUUUUCCAUAUCUCAGACGUGAGCUCAAUAAUUUCCGGAUCUUCUUAUGUCUUUAUUGACCCUCAUGAACGUAAAUAUUGUGACGUGCCAACUGGUCAGAGAGGCUUCAAAGUUGACUUCUUAAAACACGACAUGUUUAAUCGCCAUCCUGAUCAAUUCGAGCCUUUUUUGAUUGAGUUCAUAAAAUCAAAAUUAAUUGACAAGAAUCCUCACCAAUUCGAUAAUGUUGAAGAUGGAUUUUAUAAUGGGACAAUAUUUCGAUAUCCACUUCGAACUUCUAGAGAUGCAGAUGAAUCAGAGAUUUCACAUGAGGAAUACAAAGCCGAACAAAUAAAAAAUUUGUUUGAUAUCUUUUUCAAUAUUGACAACAUUAGUUGUCUUUUAUUUUUGAAGCAUAUUGAAAAGAUUUUAUUUUUUGAACUUAAAGAAAAUGCCAAUACUCCAGAAUUAUUGUAUGAAAUUGGAAUUGAUAAUGUGAAAGAAGUAUUUCGUGAAAGGAAAUUACUAGCCGAAAAUAUAAUGUCAACGAUGUUAUCAACGACAAGUCAAGAUUCUUUUGAAUCAAUUUAUAAAAUGAAGUUUUUACAAAAGGCUAAGCGUAAAAAUAUUAAAAGUGAAUGGUUAAUUGUUAAUUAUAUUUCUGAUACAAACGAUGAAAAAUAUAUUAAAUUUAAGAAUCACAUUCGUGAUUGUAAAUUUAUACCGAUUGUUGGAUUAGCUGCAAGAGUUGACAAUAUAGCUAGAAAUAAGGGAAAGCUCUACUGCUUUUUACCCUUGCCUGAUAAUUAUGAUGACUUUUCUAUCUCUAUUAAUGGUUGCUUCGCAGUUAGUAAAAAUAGAAGACAUUUGGAAAUUUCAAUGGACGAAGAUCUGGCGCCAGGUGAUAUGUUACGCCUUAAAGGUGCAUGGAAUAGAUAUUUAUUUGAAAAGGCUAUUCCUGAAGCAUGGAAGAAACUUUUAACAGAAAUAAUCAAAAUAAGAAGUGUUUCAUACGAAAAAAUUUAUACAUUUUGGCCAUUACCAGUGGAUAAACCCUCUCGUGAAUUGGAUAAUAAAUCAUGUCUAUGGAAAAAUCUUUUACAAAAUGUUAUUAAUCGCCUCGAAACUGAUCUUGGAGUAUUUCGUGGUCCUUCAGGGUAUUUAUCAAUAAAUGAUGGAUACUUAAUCGAUAAGGACUUUCGUAAAUCAUCAGAUCUAUCAAGAAUCUUGGAAAAGUUGGGAUUUCCCAUUUUUGUAGAAAUUCCAGAACAAAUUGUUGUCAAAUUAAAAGAUUCUUUCAAAAAUUCUCUAAAGUGCAUUACACCAGAUAAAGUGUGCAAUUAUCUUAAGAAAUUAGACAAGAAAAAGCAAAUAAAUAUUGUUCGUCUUAAUAGGUCGGACAAGUUACUUCUAUUGGAAUAUAUUCUUGGAGUUAAUGAUGUCUCUAAUCUUCAUGGACUUCCAUUGCUCCCAGUCAAAAAUGGUACUUUUACAACUUUUGAGCCAAAAAGUUGUCCGAAAACUUUCUACAUAGUUGGCAAAGCUGAGCGCACACUUAUUGAUGAAAAACUUUUUGAAUCAAUUAUUGAUGAUGAAAUUGACGAUGGAAUUUCAUCAAAAUUAAAAUCUUAUUCAAAAAACGUAAAAGAUAUUAACAUACAAACUCUUUCAGAACAUCACUUUGUGGAAAUGCUUAAGAAAUCAUUGAAAGGAUAUUCUGAUGACACUCAAGAAAUUCCGAUUGGAACAAAUGAAAUUGAAUGGAUAUAUGACAUUUGGGAUCAUUUACAAAAAACUAACAGAAAUUUGUCACGUUUUGAGGAUCUUCACCUUUUACCAAUAAUUAAAAAUAAUGGUAUUCAUUUGAGAAAAUUAAAAGCAACUCCAAAAUGUUUAUGCAAUUUACCACGUUAUCAUAUGAUUGGAGAUAUGCAACAUGGGUAUUUGAUUGAACUAUUCAAAUUGCUGGGUUCUACUUUUAUAGAUAUUAAAUUUGAAAAACUAAAGGUUUCAACCUAUGAUAAACUUAAAAAUUAUUUAAUUGAGCUCGAUGAUGUUAAAGCUGUCAUAUUAUCCUUCGGAGAAAAUCACUUAUUUCCAUCUAACAUCACUAAACCUAUUCUCAGUGAUCAUGGAAGAAGAUUCUUAAUUAAAUAUUUUGGAAGUUAUUUACAACGUCAAAGUUUUUUUGAUAACAAUCUAAUAGAAGUAUUAAUGCAUUUUCCGAUUUUUAAUAAAGUAAAAGAUAAUCAAGCAAUUAGCAUCAAUUCAUUAUUCAAGACAGCAUAUUAUUUACUUCCUGAACAAGAUGAACGAUCAUAUGGAUAUAUUAUUUCGCCUGAUUGUACAUUUUUGAAAGCUUAUAUUUCUAGUAAUGCUGCUUUUAUUCUUGAAAAAAUACUCAAAGUUAAACGAUUAGAUCAAAAAACAUAUUGGAAAGACCAUGUCAUUCAACAUUUAAAGAAUCAAAGACCUGAUAUUAAAGAUCAAUUAAUUACGAAACUUUUUGAAAGAUGGGAGAUUAUAGCACCUUUUCGAAAUUAUCUUUCAGAAAUACCAUUUGUUUUAUCAUCAUCAUCAUUUAGAAAAAUGCCAAAGGAGAUCUUUGAUCCAGAUAAUUCCCAAAUAAAAGAUUUAUUCUUUGAGUACGAAUCAGUUUUUCCAACUGGAAAAUAUUUGGAUCGAGAAUAUCUUUAUAAAUUACGCCAACUUGGAAUGAAGAAUUCUAUGACAAUAGAAGAUGUGGUCAAUCGGUUAAAUGUUUAUGCAGGAAGUAACACUAAUGAUAGAUAUUCUAGAUCCCUUCAUCUGCUAAGAUAUAUUGACGAUAAUUUUAAUGAUUUUGAGAAUGAUGAAUCAUUCUGUAAGAAAAUCAAAAGUGAAUCGUGGAUUCCAAUUUUAAAACAGAAAAGCCAAAAAAUAUUCUUAAAAGCUUCGGAAUGUAAGGAUCAAUUACAUCAAAAUUUAGUUUCAUAUGUAAUACCAGUGGUCCAAUAUCAGAUCAAAAAUAAUGAUUUACGUCGAAUUUUUGGAUGGAAUGAUGAUCCACCGAUAAUGAAAAUAAUAGAACAAUUAUUAUACUUGACAGACUUAAUAAAUCAAGAGGGUCUUAAUAUUGAAAUAGGUGAUCAAAUUUAUAAGAUUUAUGAUUAUUUAAAUAAGGUUGUCAGCAGCUCGAAUAACAAUAUCGAUAUAGACCUUUUGAAAAGUAAAUUAUCGGGAAAAAAAUGGAUUUUUAAUGAUGACAAACUUUAUUCAAGCGAAGAAAUUGUAUUUUCUUCUAUAAUCCAAAGCAAUACGGUGACACUUUCCAAUCGAAAUAAAAACAAUUAUUCGAAACUUUUUGUUGUACUUGGAGUUGCGCAUGAACAGAAUUAUUUUGAAUUACUUAAAGAGUAUAAAUUUUCGAGUGACAAACAAAAGUACAUAAUUGAUAUGAUUGAACAUUUAUCUCAUACUGAAACGGAAGAUAGAUUAAAAGAAUUAUUGGUUCCAAACAUGAAUAAAGAAAUGGUCCCAUGUAAAACAUUAUUUUAUGACGAUAUGGAUACAAGGGUUAAGGAAUCAGAUAAAGAUUUUAAUGUCAUAGCACAUCCUGCAAUUUCAAGAGACGUAGCAAAGAAAUUAAAACUUAGAAAUUUUAGUGAAGAAUUUUUAAAAGGUAGAAUCGAUUUUGUUAAACAAAAUGAUAAUGUAACAGCAACCUUUUUAAAAACUAUUCUCGAAAAAUUUGAUCAAGAAGAAAUCGUUUUUCAAGAAUUUCUCAAGAACGCGGAUGAUGCAGAAGCAACCCAAUUUUGUAUCAUUCUUGAUGAAUCUCAAUAUUCAGAUAAACUUUUAUUAAGAGAAGAUAUGAAAUGCUGGCAAGGACCAGCAAUAUGGAUAUAUAAUGAUAGUGAAUUUUCGCAUAAAGAUCUUGAAUCACUUAAUAAUAUUGGUAGGAGUGAUAAAGGAGCUAACAAAAUCGGAAAAUCUGGCUUGGGAUUUGCAUCAUGUUAUCAUUUUACAGAUAUGCCACAGAUAUUAUCGGGUACAAAGAUAAUAUUUUUUGAUCCGCAAAGAAAAAUAUUUUCCAUCGAACAAUGUUAUGGCUCUAUAUUCGAUUUUGAGAAAUAUAAGAAUGAUGAAAACCAUAUAAUGAAAGCAUUUAAAGAUCAAUUUGAACCGUAUUUAAAACUUGAAGGGUGUGGAUUCAAGGUUGAUUUUAACAAAAAAUUUAAUGGAACCUUACUUAGAUUACCACUCAGGACAAUCAAAAGCCCGAUAUCUGAUAAGGUCUAUACUACAGAUAAUGUAUGGCAAAACGGUGCUGAUAUUAUUGAUCGUAUUGAGAAUUUAUUAGAUGUUAUAAAGAAAGAUGCAAUUUCUGAACUAAUUUUUUUACGUAAUGUGCAAUCCAUUAAAACAUUUAGAAAAAGAGACAAUGUAAUAAAGCCCUUAUGGGAAGUUGAAAUUAAGGAAUUCACUGGUAAUCGUAAAUCCCUUCGGAAAAAACCACAAAUACUUAAGUUUGAUGUUCAAUAUAUUCAAUAUAGUUCAACAAAUAUUUCAAAAACAACGAAAUGGCUUAUGUGUGCAGAAAAAAAGGAUAACAAACAUUUAUGGAAUGCGAUUGCAACGAUUAUUCCUGAAAAGCAAACUGAAGAAAUUUUUAAUGGGAAAUUUUAUUCAUAUCUUUCCCUUCUAAAUUCAUCAGAACUUCCUGUAAUUUUUCAUUCAAACGGUUGGGAACUUUCGUUAAAUAAAAGAAGCCUUGCACUAGAUAGUGAAAAGAAUACAAAUAUUUUAAAUAAUAUUUCCGAACUUCAUGUAAACCUUCUUGAAGAGCUUACGAAAAUAGAACAUCAAAAAAAUGAUAAUUAUCAAAUUAUCUCUCAACUCUGGCCGAUUCCAGAAAUCGAAAACGAUACAUUUAAAAUUAAGGAAUAUGGUAAAAAGGUAUUAGAACGUUUAUGUGAAAAAAAUUCCGAAAUAUUUUGGUCUCCGUGUGGUGAUGGCAAAUAUGUUAGCUUAAAAAAUAGUAUCUUUAUAAAUGAUGAAACUCCAGAAAACAUUGUAGAUUUUCUGAAUAGAAAUAAUUAUUCUACAGUCAAAAUUAAACCCGAUCACCUAAAUGAAUUCAAAGAAAAAAGUGGAUAUCAGCAAGUUAGUCCUCAAUUUGUUCGAGAUAUCUUGAAAAAUAAUGAAUCCAUAUUAGAUUCUUCUGAACGGUUUUCUUUGCUGAAGUACAUUCUUGAAGAUAAAAAUUAUGGAGAUCUUGAAAACAUCGCCUUAGUUCCAUUAUUUGGUAAUAAAUUUGGAAGUUUUGCAACUGAAAAAAAUUAUAUCAUUGCUACAUUGGAGCAACAAAAAUUAUUUCCUAAAGUUGGAUUAGAAUACUUUAUUCCUGUUGAUCUGUUAAAAACAUCCGAUUUAUAUGAAAUAUUUUCUAAAAAUGAAUUUCUCAAAGCUACAAACAUUCAAUUUUUCGGUGAACCAACAAUUAGACGUUUUUUGCAACAAGAGUUACACCCUAUAUCAGAAAGAGAUUGGAAUCCAUCAGCUUCAACAAUUCCGAAUCAAGAAUGGCUUAGUGAAAUAUGGUCGUAUAUUAUAAAUAAUUCAUUAUCGUCAUAUACAUCUUUUCCUUUGUUAGAAGUAUACGAUCCAAAUAAACAAGAUCAGCAUCAAUUAAUCAGUUUAGAAAAUGCAGCAAACAAACCUUUAUUAAUCUAUGCUCAUAGUUGCCAAGAAUACAUUAAAACAUUGACAAACAUUGGAAUACGAUUCACCAAACGUAGAUAUGAAAAGGCUCUUAAUAAAUAUGUUAAAAAUUUAGAGCCAGAUAAUGUAUUAUAUGUUAUUGAUAAAUAUCAAUGCAUUGAAAACCAACUUUUUACAAAGCAGGAAGAUAGAGAGAUUUUGUGUAACUAUUUUACUUUGAAUAUUAGCUUGCAAAAUUAUCCGAAGUACAAUAAUAAACGGGUAUUUAAGCGAUUACCUAUAUGGCCAACACAUAUCUUAGAUUCUGAAGUCCCAAUAUGUAAAUCAAUUUCGGAUACUUUUGUGUAUCUAGUACCUUUAGGCACAGUUUCAUCGAAACCAUUUACAUUUUUUCCACAAAAUCAUCGUGGUAUUUUUUAUUAUGAAGUAUCAAAUUUUAGACGAAAAUUAUUGGCAACUGCAGGUGCCAAAAUACGAAACAGAUUAGAUUAUUUCAAAGAAACUAUUGUCGAUAAUAUGAAGAAAAUUCUUCCACAACAACGAAAUUCCUAUACAGAACUUUUAAUUGAAAUAGAUUUAAAUGAUCGAGAUCAUCCAAUUCUUCAACUUGUUUAUAAUUAUUCCAAUCGAUUUCUUCCAAAAUGCAUUCAAGACAAUCAAGAAUGCUUAAAGGUUCUUGAAGAAAUAGGAUUUGUAAGAAAAGUUACACCGGAAAUAUUUAUCAAAUGUGCCAAAUACAUUCAAGAAUUGUUUAAGAAUCGCAAGGAUAAUAAGAUUGAAAUAGGCAAUUUUAGGUACUCAGCAAGCACUACUCUUUGCUAUUUUUAUAACAACCAAUCUACAUUAAAAUUUUCGGAAAAUGAAUGGGAAGAAUUAUCAAAAAUUAAAUUUGUUCCGAUCUCAAAGAACUUUUUAAAAUAUCCAUAUUCUUAUAGUAGUAAAAAGAACGUGGAAGAGUUGGAAUGUUUUGAAAAUUUAUGUCUUUCAAAAUACAAGAAUUUCGCAUGGACUCAACUAGCAUUUUUUGAGAAUGAGCCAAUCGAAGAAGUUACAAAAAUUUAUGAAAAUUUUGGUCAACCAACUAUUCAAAAUAUCAUUAAUCAUUUAAGAGCAAUUCAAUCCACUGUGUCUAAAUCUAAAGAUUGGGAACAAAGAGGUGAUGAAUUAUUCGAAAUCAUAAAACAAAUUUAUGAAAAAUUAGAAUCAUUAUGUGAUGAAAGAAAUGAUGAACUGAAAUCAUUCUUCCCGAAUGACCUUCCGCUUUUUUUAAAUGGUGAAAACCCACUUGAUUCGGAAAGCUGGAUUAUCGCUUCAUAUCUUGAUUUAAAUAUCAAAAAAGACUUCAAGCCGGAAAGAAGAGCUACCACUGAAUACCUUAAAAAAUAUAAUAAACUUUUAAUUUUAGCUGGCGCAAAAGCAUCAAAUUUACCGAAAAACAAGCAAUAUGGAGAUUAUGAAGAAAACAAUUCACAAUAUAUAAUUAAAUCAAUGAUUGAUUCUUUAUGUAUUGGAGAGAAUAUAACCCGGUCUAAUAACGUCUUAUUUUAUAUUAAAGAACAAAAAUUUUAUGCGGAUUCAUCAAUAUUGGGUUAUGUUGCACCAUAUUUUAAAAGAAGUGAACGAUUUAGUUUUACUUUUAAUGAUAUUGAACCAGGUUCAUGUCAUAUUUUACUACGAUGGCUAUAUGGUGAAUCAUUAUCUCAAGCCAUAAGUUAUAUUAGAAAAAAGGAGGAUGAAGAUGGCUUAAUUCAAAUUUAUAAAGAUUUAUUACAAUUGGCAAAUGAAUUUGAGCUUGAAUCACUUAAACAGCUGAUAGAACAUAAAUUAUCCGCAUAUCUUGACAUUAGUUUGAAUGAAAACACUCUUAACGAAUUGAAGACUUUGGCUCAAAAUAAUGAAUUAAUUGAUCUUUUAGAUUAUUGUAAUAUGUUAGAAAAGGAAUAUUGCUAA